GAGCAUCACGUACCACAGUUGGUUGACUUUUGUCCUCCUGCUGUGGUCCUGCAUUUUGUGGAUGAUGCCGAACUCUCGUCAAGCAUGUUUACGUUCGUCGCCUUUUCUCGUUCUGUAUGCCGAGGCCUUACUCGUCAUGCAGUACAUAUACGGACUCGAUCUCAAUGACUCCGAGUUGCCAGAUAAGAUUGAAACAGUUAACCUAGCACAGAUUGGACUAGUGAAGUACUACAAUCUUUCGUACCAACCUCUGCUUGUCAAAAUACUAUACACUGUCAUGUUCUGGGUGACACUUCGUCAGUACGUGGAAGAAAAACGACAGGAAGCUAAUAGAGAUAUAGCUGAAGGAGUGAUGAUGGAACCAUUUAAUAUUUCGUACAGUACAUCUCAACCAGGUGUACCUAGACCAG
Limulus polyphemus (Atlantic horseshoe crab) is the source of this 410-nucleotide messenger RNA. Its product is annotated as piezo-type mechanosensitive ion channel component-like. The transcript is spliced from 2 exons. The record is from RefSeq and is a predicted model, not a curated record. The annotation marks the transcript as partial. NCBI's taxonomy places the organism in Eukaryota, Metazoa, Arthropoda, Merostomata, Xiphosura, Limulidae.